This is a messenger RNA of Arachis stenosperma, 567 nucleotides long. Its product is annotated as serine/threonine-protein phosphatase 7 long form homolog. Bases 1 to 567 code for a protein of 188 amino acids. Lineage: Eukaryota; Viridiplantae; Streptophyta; Magnoliopsida; Fabales; Fabaceae. The transcript has 2 exons. Gene Ontology annotation, biological process: meristem maintenance; meristem development. The record is from RefSeq and is a predicted model, not a curated record.
AUGCAGGAAACCAGAGCCUCCAUUAAAAAUUUAGAAGUGCUAGUGGGUCAACUGAGCAAGCAAAUACUUGAGAGGUCUGCAAGUACAUUUCAAGGUGAUACAGUAGUGAACCCAGGAGAAGAUUGCAAGGCUAUUCAAUUAAGAAGUGGUAAAGUAGCUGGUUCUGAGACCAAGGGUUCACGGAUGUUAAUAUGUGAUCAUUAUUUGCCAUCGGAUCCAUAUAAUCCAAUUGUGGAGGGGAAUUUGCGGGAGACAGGAUUUUAUCACGUUUCUCAUAUCGGAGUUGUCCAAUGUCAGUCGGCAUUGGUUAAUGCUCUAAUCGAGAUAUUGCGGCCCGAGACUCAUACGUUUCAUUUUCCAAUUGGUGAGUGUGUCGUGACGUUGGAGGACAUGGCGGUAAUUUAUGGCCUUCCGACAAAUGGUAUUCCAGUUACAGGACCGACUCUGAGUAGUUAUGAGGCAUUAGGGGUCGAAUACCUCCAACAUUUUGGUGUUGCACCCAGGAAGACAGAUAGAGAAAGUUUCGUAAAGUUCACUUGGUUUCGGAGACUGAAGGCAUAUAUAUAA